GCCCACAGAGAACCCUCAUUGACAGAGAACGGUAGCUGUCUGUACUGUAGCUAGCAACCUGAAGUAAGACGUGAGACCCCGAAAAACAACAUUUUACAAUGAAAGACGUUACUGGAUACCUCAAGCAACAACAAAGCAAUAGUCCAACGGCAGAACUUGCAACAGAAUGGCACACGCUGGAAGGCUUACACAAUAGGAAAUUGUGGCAUCAGUUGACACUAAAGCUGACCGACUUCGUGAAAGAUCCUCAUUUCGCAUCUGGAGAUGGCCUUAUUCAGCUCUAUGAGAACUUCAUCAGUGACUUUGAGCACAGAAUCAACCCACUGUCCUUGGUUGAAAUCAUUCUCUAUGUGGCCCGCCAGAUGACCGAGCCCAGUACUGCCAUCAGCUUCUUGGAGAAGACAAAGGAAAAGGUCAAAAGCAGCGAUGAAGCAGUCAUUCUGUGUAACACCACAAUCGGUGUCCUCAGGCUUGACACCAACGACCUGCCAGCAACAAAGAAAAUCAUUGAAGAGGUGGACGAGAUGCUCAACAACCUGCCUGGAGUGACUUCUGUCCACGGCCGCUUCUAUGACCUGUCCAGCAAAUAUUACCGCAUCAUGGGAAACCACGCCAUGUACUACAGGGACGCACUGCGCUACCUGGGCUGUGUGGACAUCAAAGACCUGCCAGAGGCAGAGCAACAGGAGCGAGCAUUCACACUAGGCUUGGCUGGACUCUUAGGGGAAGGAGUAUACAACUUCGGUGAACUGCUACAGCAUCCUGUUUUGCAGUCAUUGAGGAACACAGACAAGCAGUGGCUGAUUGACACACUUUACGCAUUCAACGGUGGAAACGUUGACAAGUUCCAGAACUUCAAGUCAGCAUGGGGACAGCAGCCCGAUCUAGCAGCUCACGAGCCAAAACUCAUGCAGAAGAUCCAACUGCUGUGCAUCAUGGAGAUGACUUUCACACGUCCAGCCAACAACAGACAGCUGACCUUCCAUGAAAUUGGCCAGAGUGCCAAAAUCCCAGUAAAUGAGGUGGAGCUGCUGGUCAUGAAGGCCCUUUCUGCCGGCCUGAUCAAAGGGAACAUCGAUGAGGUGGAUCAGAAAGUCCAGAUGACCUGGGUCCAGCCCCGAGUACUGGACCUUGAACAGAUUAAAGGCAUGAAGGAUCGUCUGGACUUCUGGUGUGGGGACGUCAAGAAUAUGGCCGUUCUGGUGGAGCAGCAGGCUCAGGACAUCCUUACCUAAUCCCCCCAGAUCAUUACACACCCAACUCUCUUUCUGCAGCUUCACCAUGUUUUUGUAUUAUAACUACUGUUCCUAGAAUAGUAAUGGAACUGAAAUUUCUUUGUACUUUAUAAAAAAGAUGUUUCUUACCUUUAACAUUGAUUAAAGGAUGUUGUUUCCCCCACAAAUGUAAUGUCUUUGAAAUUACUCGUGUGGUGCAAUUAAAUAUGUAGGGUGCCCUAUUUGUGGCACGAAAAGUUGUCUGCCAUGGUCAAACACUUUUUUUUGGAUGUAUGCAGACAAUUUCAGCAAUGCAGUAAUGCAUUUCAUGCUUGGUGUUCAAUAAUAGGGGUAAUCCAGCUUCAAGGCAUCAAAGGCCUUUCAUUUCCCUCAAUCACUCACAAAAUCAUUUGACUCUUCUACAGCAGUCUGUCAGACUGACUCGUACUCAGUGCUAGAAAGUCCUUUUGCACAACCCUUCAGUUGUCCAGGUGCAGGUGUAAGGAAGCAAAAGGUGACCAAUAUGAAAAGUUCAUAAACACCGCACACUGGAUACUGUUUUUUCCUCUUAAUUUUUUUGUAGUGAACCUUGUACUAAUCACCUGACAUCUGGCAAUAACUAUCCUAAACACUGGAAAUGCCAAUCCCCACACACCAAGGGUACAUUCCAAAAUGCGACGUUGCGUCCUCCACUUGUGCCUGUGGCCUCGUACCAGGAAGAAAUAUGCUGUGAUGACGCUGACAACAGCAUUAUAUAUCAAUGUCUCAAAAGCAAAAAGUAAAGUCCUUUUCUCAUUUUCAAACAGGAUGGCAAAUGAAUUGUCUCCCAAAAAUUGUUUUGACUAGGCUGACAGCAGGGAAACUAAAUCAUUUUCUCAAUGAAGGCGGAGCAUCAGCAAAAUGUGAGGCCACAAGCCCAAGUGGAGGACGCGAGGUAGCAUAUUGGAAUUUACCCCAAGAUGAGUAGUUACGAGUUGUGUCCCAAUACCUCCCCGUCCUAAUAAUUCCCAUUCCUAAUCACCAUCACAACUACUGUAAAUAAUUUGGGUAAUGGAUAAAGUGAUCCGUUUCGUUUAGGGUCAUAGGCAUGCACAGAUGGGGAUGAGGUGCUACACCUGCCCCCUUGCCCUACUGGACAAAAAAAUGCCCUUUUUGAAAGUUCUUUUAUGAAAGUUGUCACAAUGUACUGUACACAAUGUAAUGUUGACAUGGUGUACAAAUGCUUCACAAUCAAAAGCAUGUGACAAUACUGCCCCAAUAUAGCCUCUAUACUCUAUAGUCAGACAGCCGGAAGUUCCACAUGCCUUCAUCUUUUGGCACCUGCCCCCAAAAAUGUCUGUGCACGCCACUGUCUAGGUUAACGAAUUAAACCCUGCACAAGUGACAAACAUGAUUUGGGAGACACGUCUGAUGCGUUGGAUUACGCACAAGAAUGAGAUUACCGGUAUGUAGUACCUAUUGCCGGUUCAUGGUCAAGACCUACAGGCACUGCUGACCCAUAGAAGCUAACAUUCCAUGAACAUUUCAACAAUUCGCUUUGGAGGCAUAGUGGUAGCCUAAUUGAGGUUUAAUUCGAGGCGCAUGGCCUACGCGCACACCAUUCUAAACCGAUACAGCAGGAUACUUUGCCGAAGCAAGUCUGCAGGCUUGACUUGUGAAAGCAACACAUCCAGGAUGGUAUAUACAGACACUGAUGUAUUUAUUAAGAAUCACAUUUCUGAGGUCACAUGAAGGGAAUGGACGGAUGGCCGCUGGCAGCUGCGCGUCACUCUUUCUUUUUGUAGCUCUCCAAGUGGGCCAGGACCCAACCCGAUGGCCCCAGGAUGGUCACGAAAAAGACAG
Engraulis encrasicolus (European anchovy) is the source of this 3056-nucleotide messenger RNA. It is a transcript of the gene psmd13, whose product is annotated as proteasome 26S subunit, non-ATPase 13. The transcript is spliced from 13 exons. Gene Ontology annotation, biological process: ubiquitin-dependent protein catabolic process. The coding region runs from base 99 to 1235 and encodes 378 amino acids. The record is from RefSeq and is a predicted model, not a curated record. NCBI's taxonomy places the organism in Eukaryota, Metazoa, Chordata, Actinopteri, Clupeiformes, Engraulidae. Gene Ontology annotation, molecular function: structural molecule activity. Gene Ontology annotation, cellular component: proteasome regulatory particle, lid subcomplex; nucleus; cytosol.